AUGACUCACAACUAUAAUUCCAGUACCACAGCCGCAGAGCUGACGGGCCAUCUUGCCGCCGAAAUUCAAGGCAAGGUUAUUCUUGUCACUGGGCCCUCUCCAAAUAGCAUUGGAGCAACUUUUGUCGAGACGAUUGCGCGCGCUCGGCCACUCUUUUUAAUCUUGGCGGGACGCAACACGGUUACGCUACGCCAAACAGCAGACGCAAUCAAGGCGGUAGCUCCAGAAGUCUCAGUCCGAUUGUUGCAGAUAGACUUGGCUUUGCUAUCUUCAGUGCGUGAAGCGGCGUCGGAGAUUAACAGCUGGACUGAUCUACCAUGUAUUGAUGUUCUUGUCAAUAACGCAGGAAUCAUGGCUACUGGAUUUGCGCUCACCGAAGAUGGCCAUGAAAGACAAUUUGCUACGAAUCACCUGGGCCAUUUCCUUUUCACCAAUUUGGUGAUUGAAAAAAUCUUAAAAUCUGCAUCGCCACGGGUAGUUAACGUUAGCAGCGAUGGUCAUCGACUCAGUCCCAUUCGCUGGGGAGAUCACAACUUCCAGAAUGAAGAAACAUAUAACAAGUGGGUUGCCUACGGUCAAUCUAAGACAAGCAACAUCUUGAUGGCCGUCUCUCUGGCCCAAAAACUAGGCUCCAAGGGUCUUUUGGCGUAUAGUCUACAUCCAGGGGUCAUUUUCUGCACCACCCUUGCGAGAGACGUCGACUGGACUAUUGACCUCCCCGAAUUGCGCGCUGUCGACAAAUUUUUGGGAAAUAAGGAGGGCUGGAUGGACUUCAAGCCCAAAAGCCCUCAGGAAGGAGCAGCUACACAUGUGUAUGCUGCAUUCGAACCUACCAUUCGAGUCCACAACGGUGCAUAUCUGCAGGACUCCCAUGUAGCAGACCCUUGGACGGAAACCGUGAAGCCCUGGGCCACUGAUAAAUUGGAAGCUGAGAGAUUGUGGAGGCUGAGUGAGAAGCUUGUUGGGCAGAAAUUUCGCUAUUGA
This is a messenger RNA of Penicillium coprophilum, 984 nucleotides long. RefSeq lists its product as uncharacterized. The transcript is spliced from 4 exons. Bases 1 to 984 code for a protein of 327 amino acids. Lineage: Eukaryota; Fungi; Ascomycota; Eurotiomycetes; Eurotiales; Aspergillaceae. The record is from RefSeq and is a predicted model, not a curated record.